AUGCACGAGUAUACCUCCGCCAGUCGGGCUUCGUCCAAUAACCCACAGGUCAAGGAUGGGAAUGAUGUUGUUCACAUCACCGCAUGCAACAUCUGCCCCCAGAUCAACCCAGUCAUGAAUCACAGAGGCCAGUACAGCUAUGGCGGCCAUCUUCUCUCCGCCGCCGGCAUCGUAAUAGACGUGGCAGAGCACGGCAUCCGGCAGCUUAUAGCAGGCCAGCCGGCGGAGGCCCUCCCAAACCACGAGACACGGGCGAGACACAACAUGAUAGUCUUCUGGCGCAGAAUUGCAUAG
This is a messenger RNA of Aspergillus melleus, 294 nucleotides long. RefSeq lists its product as uncharacterized. The record is from RefSeq and is a predicted model, not a curated record. Lineage: Eukaryota; Fungi; Ascomycota; Eurotiomycetes; Eurotiales; Aspergillaceae. The transcript has a single exon. Bases 1 to 294 code for a protein of 97 amino acids.